Molecule: messenger RNA, 1038 nt
Organism: Trichoderma citrinoviride
Lineage: Eukaryota; Fungi; Ascomycota; Sordariomycetes; Hypocreales; Hypocreaceae
Product: ER lumen protein retention receptor
Exons: 3
Coding region: 1-1038 (345 amino acids)
Biological process (GO): endoplasmic reticulum to Golgi vesicle-mediated transport; protein retention in ER lumen
Cellular component (GO): membrane; endoplasmic reticulum; cis-Golgi network
Molecular function (GO): ER lumen protein retrieval receptor activity
Source: RefSeq, a predicted model, not a curated record
AUGGGCGCCUGGAACAUCUUUCGCAUAUUGGGGGACCUCCUCCACAUGCUCUCCAAGGGCAUCCUCAUCUUCGCCAUCCACCGAAACCGCAGCGCCGAGGGCGUGUCGCUCAUCACACAGGGCCUCUACGCCGUCGUCUUCUGCACGCGAUACCUCGAUCUCUUCCGAGAGCAGUCGGCAUGGAACGCCAUCUUCAAAGUCACAUACAUUGUCACGUCAUUCUACAUCCUUGCGGUGAUGCAAUGGCUGUUCCCCCGCUCUCGUGAGCGCGAGAUCUCCUGGAAGCUUGGCGCCAUUGUCCUCGGUGGCUCGCUUGCGCUUUCUCCCUUUGCAAUGCUCAUCUUCGAGUCGAAAUCUCGUUGGGGAUUCCUCACCUGGAUGUGGGUUUUCUCCGAAAUCCUCGAAUCCGUAUGCGUCCUGCCCCAGCUGUUGCUGCUGAGGCAGACCACGGUUCCAACUGUCAUCGACUCGUUCUACCUCCUGGCGUUGGGCUCCUACCGAGCUUUCUACUGCAUCAACUGGUUCGUGCGGGAGCUUGAUGUCAACGACCGACCCCCGGAUACCGUCGCCGUCAUCUUCGGCAUCAUUCAGACAGCCCUCUACAUCGACUUUGCUUGGGUGUACUAUACGCGACAGCGGGUCAAGCUCCGUGGCGGCGGUGUUGUCGAUGCCGAUGAUUUGCACCGAGGAUGGUUCCUCCACCGCAUCUUCGGUAAGAGCGCCCCGGCUGCCGAUGAUGAAGAGUCUGGCUUGGGAGGCGACGGCUCUCGUGGAGGUCGGGCGAGAUGGGGCGCCCGCGGCAUCUCUGUGAGCGCAGACGACGGCGUUCUUGAUAGUGGGCGACAUGAUGACGACCACCACGAGGGACUCGACCCUGACGCCAGGAUGCACGACCCCGAUGAGCUGGCCAAGGCCAUGGACGAUGACGAUGACGACGAGGACACACCACUGCGUGCUGGACAGAGUUCUUCUCAGGCGCAUAACAGCAACAACAGCACCCCUCCGGGCAUUCGGAGCGGAGACGAAUGGGCAGAUUGA